Messenger RNA from Zophobas morio, 4365 nucleotides. RefSeq names its product fatty acid synthase-like. The transcript is spliced from 14 exons. Gene Ontology annotation, molecular function: oxidoreductase activity; fatty acid synthase activity. The record is from RefSeq and is a predicted model, not a curated record. Lineage: Eukaryota; Metazoa; Arthropoda; Insecta; Coleoptera; Tenebrionidae. Bases 944 to 3424 code for a protein of 826 amino acids. Gene Ontology annotation, biological process: fatty acid biosynthetic process.
UUUCGGCGGCAACAAUUGUCACAUUAUAUUACAAAGGUUUAAAAAAGGCAAAAUUAAUGGUGGCCUGCCAAAAGACGAUGUUCCUAGAUUAAUUUGUGUCAGUGGUCGUACUAAUGAAGCAGUUUUGAACAUUUUAAACGACUUUAGUAAUAAAGCUUUGCAUGAAGAAUAUAUUGGUCUCCUUCAUCAGUUAUAUAAAAUGAAUAUUCAAAAUCAUUUAUGCAGAGGAUAUGCAAUAGUUUCUAAACAAGGUGUUCUGUCGAUGUCAUCAAAACGUUUGCCUCCUAAACAACCCCAUUUGCAUAUAUUUUUUGGACAAUUCGUCAAAAAUUUUAAAUUACUAGCUUGUUAUUUAUUGCAAUUUUCAGCUUUUUUUAGAGACGUCAUAGCAAGAAUUAAUAGUAUCUUGGAGGCCAAUAAAGUAAAAACUUUUGAAGAAAUUUCAACAUCGAGAACAAAAAUAGAUGAAGAUAUAUUAGGAUCAGUGUGUUUGCAAUUAGUCGUUGUAGAUAUGUUCAAAAAGUUAGAACUGUUUCCUGUUAGUGUUUUCGGUGAUGACGAUGGCAAGAUUAUUGGUGAUUAUUACUAUAAUAUAAUCCAAUAAGAGGCUAUAUUAGAAGCUAUAAAACUUAGUAUCUUGAAAGUUGACUCAAGAAAUUUCGUGUUUGAAAAUUCUAAUAAGCCACCCAAAGGCACGAUAACAUUAAAUCUUUCCGAUGUGUCGAUCACAGAUAAAGAUUAUUUACUGGUAGAAAAUGGUACUGUGAAUUUUUUGGAUUUGCUUGGAAGGUUAUAUAUUGAAGGAUACCUUCCCCAAGUUCACAAGAUUUACCCUCAAGUCGAAUUUCCUGUAAGUAGAGGCACCACGAGUAUUUCUCCUUUUAUUCAGUGGGAUCACAAAACGUCGUGGCUGGGAUAUAAGUUUAAAGGAUUUAUUUCAUUUAUGCAAAAGGAACAGGUGGAAUAUCAAAUUUCGUAUUUAUAUGAAGAACACCAGUUUAUGAAAGGUCACGUUAUCGACGGACGCAACCUUUUCCCAGCUACCGAAUAUUUAAAAUUGGCUUGGCAAACAUUUGCCGACACUAAGCAUCUUGAGCUUGAUACCACUGCUGUAAUUUUCGAAAAUUUAGUUCGUGGACGUAUAACCAUUUGUUCCAAUUCAAUUGGCCAACAACUUAAUCUUCCACCUAACACCUUUGUCCACGAUGAUAAUUUAAAAAUAUUGCGUCAAGGUGAAAUUUACCGGGAAUUUUAUCUAAGGGGUUACAAUUACAGCGGGUUGUUCAAGGGUAUAAAAACAUGUAAUGUAGAUGCAUCUAUGGGUUUAAUCAAGUUGGACGAUAACUGGGCUACGUUUAUGGAUAACAUGCUUCAACUUCAAAUUCUUCAAACUGAUACAAGACUGCUGUUCGUUCCCGUUGGAAUUAAGAAAAUAAUCAUUGACCCCAUCAAACAUAAACAAAUCGUCGAAAACCAGAAUGGAGAAGAGUGUUUAUUACUUGCACAUACGAACAAGGAUUGUAACAUGAUAAAAUCUGGUGGAAUCGAAAUACACGGGCUUCAGGUUAGAUCUAUUUUCAAAAAAAAGGCAAGAUUGGAACCAGUUUUAGAAAAACACGUUUUCGUUCCAAAUGGUGCGACUUUAGUUUUAGAAGAAGUUGUGAGGGUCAAUACACAGAUUAUUUUCGAAAAUACUUUAGAGCAUCACCUCAAAGCUCUGGAUUUUGUAAACGAAUUCACUGAUAUAAGUUCUACACAUGUAAUGGGUUUCGUCAACAAAGCUUUAGAAGAUAUGCUAUUAGUUGCUCCUGAUCUUACCAUUUCGUCAAAAACAACCUUAAAUGAAACACCUGGUAUAAAGUGCGAAACAGUUACUUUAACGCCAGAAAGUAAUAUACUUUUGUACAUUGGUAGUAAAAUUUUACAGCAAUCAAACACUUUAAAACAGUUUUUCGGGCCUCUUAGAAAAAAUGGGUUUAUUUUAACACGGGAGGAGACCAAUUUUAGACUACAAAAAAGUACUAAUGAAGUAGAAAUCCUCACUGACUAUAUGACAGAAAAUGAAAGAAUUAUUUUAUUGCGGAAAAAAUUGGAAACUGUUGAGCCCAAACUGGUUGAAGUGUCUUCGAGUAAUUUCGAGUGGCUACCUGAACUGCAAAACGCGUUGAAUCUUGGAAAAAAUGUCAUAGCUUAUGCAACAAAUCAAAAACCCGAAGGAAUAUUAGGGUUAAUAAACUGUAUCAGAAGAGAAACAAAUGGAAGUUUAGUUAAGUGUUUCUUCAUGAUGGACGAUGCUCCAAAAUUCGAUCCGCAACACUCGUUUUAUAGUAAACAGAUCAGUAAAAACAUGGAUGUGAACAUUUACAAGAACGGAUCGUGGGGAACUUACAGACAUUUGCGUUUGGAAAAAAGACCUAAGGUCAACAGCGAACAUUCUUAUGCGUAUUUCAAAAAUAGAGGGGAUAUAUCCAGUUUUGAGUGGUUAGAAGGAGCUUUAAAUACAGACGUGCCCUUAGAAGAAGGGCGAAUUUUGGGUCUAACUUAUUAUUCGUCAGUUAAUUUUAAAGAUAUUAUGGCUGCCUUUGGUCGUGUGAACCCAGAAUUAUUAGAACCACGUCGUCUUGCCCAAGAAUUUCUAACAGGGUUUGAAUUUUCAGGAAUAGAUUUAAGUGGUCGUCGGAUAGCUGGAAUUACUGACUGCCAUGGCAUUUCCUCCCACGUUAUUGUUGAUCCUUCUUCAGUUUGGCAAGUACCCGACUCAUGGACACUCGAAGAUGCAGCCACAGUUCCUGUUGUAUAUUCUACUGUUAUUUAUGCUCUUUUAAUGGUUGGGAAUAUGCAACCGGGUUGUUCAAUUCUUAUUCACUCUGCGACUGGUGGUAUUGGAUUGGCCGCUUUGAACGUUUGCCUUCACUAUAAAUGCGAAAUUUACGUAACUGUUGGAACUCAAGAAAAAAGAGGCUACUUAAAGAAGUAUUACCCUCAAAUUCCAGACAGCCACAUAGGUAACUCACGGGAUACAUCAUUUGAACAAAUGAUCAAAAGGGAAACUAAGAGUAGAGGAGUUGAUAUUGUUUUGAACUCGUUAAGUGAGGAUAAGCUACAAGCUUCGGUUAAAUGUUUAGCACGAAAUGGACAAUUUAUGGAAAUCGGCAAAUACGAUCUGGCUAAUGACAGUUCUUUAAAUCUUUUAUUUAUGAAAAAUAAAGCCAUUUAUCAUGGAAUAGUAUUCGAUGGGCUUUUUAAAAGUUCACUUAAAGAACUGAAGUCUAAAUUGAUAAACCAUUUGUUGGAAGGAAUUAAGGAAGGUUUUGUAAAACCACUGCCUAGAAUUUUGUUUAGUCCGGAUCAAGUGGGGGAAUCUUAUAGGUACAUGAUGACAGAACUUGGUAUGGAUUCGAUGGUGGGUACAGAAAUUAUUUAAUUGUUGGAAAAGGAUUUUGAAAUCUACGUAACUUCCAAAGACGUGCGGAGUUUAACAUUUGCAAAAUUGAGUGAAAUGGAGGGAGAAAAGGAGAAUAGAAAUGAAGAUUUUAAAAAAACACAGGAAGGCACCAAUUUGCUCAUUCAGUAUUUUCCUGAUACCGAAACUAGUCACUUACCUGUUGUUCACUUAACAAGUCAAGCAGCGUCCAGUGAAGAAGCUCCAAUAGUUUUUAUUUUACCAGGCGUCGAGGGAAAUUUGAAACCGUUCGAAGUUCUGACUAGUUCAUUGAAAGCUCAUGUCAUAGGAAUACAAUACAACUAUAAACACCCUGAAAAUAGUAUUCAAGAAAUUGCAGAAAACACGAUUUCGCACACUGAAUGUCACUUAACUAGAAAUGUUUCAUUUUUCCUCAUUGGGUAUUCAUUUGGGGCUGUUGUUGGCAUGUAACUUGUGAGUUGUUUGGAAAACCGAGGUUAUACUGGCACAGUUAUUCUGACAGAUGGUUCCCCAACAUACACAGUUUCUGCUGUAAAAAAAAAAUUUGAGAGUGAAAGUGAUGUCGAAUUUCAAAUGGCAGUUUUGAAUAAAGUUUUGAGUUUCGUAAUUCCGUUCGAUGUACUUUCAGAAUAUCAGGAAGCAUUGUUAAACGCCAAAUGUUUAGAACAACGAAUUGAUGUAGCUCUAGCUUUGAUAUCUCCAGAAACCAUUAACAUAGAGAAACUAGAAAAACAGGCACCUCUUACCCUGUAUAAACGGUUGCAAGCAAUGAUGAAUUACUGAAAAGUGUGUGGGAAUUUAGCACAAGUGGUUACGAUAAAUGGCGAUCAUGUAACGAUUUUAAACAACCCAGAGCUCGUUGAUGGUGUCAGUAACAUUGUAACUUGGCAGCAAUAGUCUUACUCCAUUUUAUAUUCAUUUAACUGACUCAGAAAAUUAAA